Messenger RNA from Protopterus annectens (West African lungfish), 4345 nucleotides. RefSeq names its product gem nuclear organelle associated protein 4 (gene GEMIN4). Gene Ontology annotation, cellular component: SMN complex. The transcript is spliced from 4 exons. Lineage: Eukaryota; Metazoa; Chordata; Ceratodontiformes; Protopteridae. Bases 235 to 3606 code for a protein of 1123 amino acids. Gene Ontology annotation, biological process: rRNA processing; spliceosomal snRNP assembly. The record is from RefSeq and is a predicted model, not a curated record.
UCAUUUCCGGCUGGUCUAGCUCAAAUGCGAGUGGGAAAUCUUACUCGCGUUUGAAGGGAAAUGUAUUACAGCAGCCAGUUGUUGCACGGGGAAAUUUAUUAGCUCUACAGGCCGUCGGAAGUCAUCAGCACUUUGGAUUUACCUCUGCCGUAGCAGAAACAAGGAAGUCAGCAGCACAGCACGCUCGUUUGCAUCCAGGUUUGACUUAACUGAAUGUUUACGAGAAUAAUAUGAAUGUCACUAAAGCUUUCUGAGGUUGUAUGGAAUGCAGCUGGGCAGACUCCAUGUGUAUUGCUGGAUCCUGGCCUUUUGACGGUGCUUGCUCAUAUGAAACUGAUCUCUCACUGCUCUGCAAAGUGGUUGUUUUUAUGUCCAUGUAAACUCCCUGAAAAAGGACCCAAGAGUGAACAGUUGAACAAAAUGAAUUUUGGACCUUGGAUUAGUUGCGAACGAAUGGCUGUCCUACAUGGUGGAUUCUUAUUGGCUGAAAAACAAUAUCAUCCGAAAACCUUAGCAGCAUUAAACAAAUCUGAAUGGGGAACCAUUGGUCAGCAUGUAAUACGUGCUUUUGAGGAAAGUUGUAAAAUUAUUAGUGAUCCAGGUGAAAAAACACAGUGGAAAAAAAAAGUAAUUGCAUUCAUUUGGGCAAAAGUGCUGAGCUUCAAACCUGAUACAUCAGGUAAUGAUGUUGACCACAAAUGGAAAAGUGAUAUCUUCUUCUCUGUGCAUACCAUGAUUCCAAAUGUAAAUUAUGUCACUUUGUUGGAGCUUGUUAAGUCUUUGCAGGCAUCAGAACUGUUUGUGCAACUUCUGAUGGCAUUACCCCCGGAAAGGUCCGUUUCAGAAUUGAAGACGUUUGCAGAUCAUGCUCUUAAUGAGGUCUCUCUCACUGACAUUGACUUCUUUUUAGACUUGUGGCAGGAGAUCAUGAAGUACAAGAAAGAGCAGCAAGAUGAAAUAGACUCUGUGUUUGCUGCUGAGGCAUGUAGGUUUUUAUCAGAUGUAGGUGAUGAGUUCUCUCAGUCUCCAAAAAGAUUUAAACCAAACAAUGAGUCUGGUGUCUUGGAUUCUCCUGGUAUCUGUAUCCCUGGAAUACUUUUUGAUUGUCUGCAGAUGAUGGUAUCAAGCAUUGUGUCUUUAAAGUUUAAAUGUUGUGCUUUGGCCAACUUGGCCCAAAUGCUGUUCACAACCAUGUUAUCGGAAACCGAUUAUUACCUGCCUAUUGAUCUCUAUCUGCAAAAACUUGCCAUUGUUAUUUCAGUUUGGAAUGCAAGUAGUGAACAGCAAAGUGAUGAGAAGUGCUCAGUGGCAAAAGUAAAGGAGGCAGAGAAGGUGGUAAGAAGUGCUCAUACUGCCUCUAAUUAUAAACUUUCUAAUACAACUAGGAUUUUUGGACUCCAGGUUUUCUCUGAACUUCUCCACUCCUGGAGCUUGGAACUGAAAGAAGCAACAGACCUCACUGCAGAGUAUACAUAUCAGCGAUACAGAAUGAUAGAUUGUUUUGUAUGUUUUAAUAAAAUAUUGUCUAGUUACAGAAGCUUCCCUGACUUAUCUGAGGCUGAUAAAGAAUGUGCAGCUGACGUCUGUCAGACCAUUACUGAUUUUCUAGAAAACUUAAGCUUUCCAGUUUUGGAAGGUAAAGCUAUAUUAUUUGCAGUUGCUGUUAUAAUCAUUGAUGAAAGAAUGGAUCGAUACAAAGAAGUGUGCAGUGUGUUUGCAUCAGCGAGUAGCUGGGCCUCUUCUACAGAGGAAUGGAUAUCUUGCAUAGAGAGAAAUAAGGUAAUUUUCACUGAACAGAAUUUGGUUUUGAAAUUAAUAGCAGCAGUUAUGUCCGAAGCCUGCUUGGGAAGCAGCAAUGAUAAAUUGAAAAGAAUAAUGGCAGUUACUUUAGACUGCUUUUCUGAGCUUUCUGUUGUAGAUCAGAACAGUAUCCUUGUGCAUAUUAUUUCCGCUUAUGGCCCUAAAGGUCUUUGUACUCGUACUGGCAUUCCGGAGGAUUUCCAGAAAGAGCUUAACUUGUCUUUUAACUGUAUCACUCAAAGUGAAGGGGAUCUUACUAUCACAAAAGCAGCUUCAUCUGUGGCCAGGGUCCUGUUACUUCAUCCAGAAGCGACACUGCAGAAGGCUUGUCACCUUGCUGUUGUAAAUCUUGGUGCUCAAAAACUUCUGGCUGAAAUAUUGAAGAAUCUUCUAGCACCAUCUGCAAAAGAAUGUUCCAGUUCAGUUACACUUGGGAGUUUACUGAUUGGCUGUCUGAAAGAAGCUGCUUGGGAAAAGCUUACCUCUGACAUAGAAGUGACUCAGUUUUUAGAUUUUUUAAGCUCUCUGAUGCAGCCAUAUGAAUCCAGUUGUCCUCUCCUUUGUCCUAACGAUGUUGUAAAGCACUUUGUUCUUCCUCAUUUAAUGGAAAAUUAUAGCAACCUUGAACUAAGUCUCCAGAUUCUAAAAAGAGCUUUACAUCAAGACUCUGGCAAACAACUCACUGAGCAAUGGAUAAUAAACACUUCCCCAUUUCCUCUUGUCUUUUCUUUGUGCUGUCUUCUGGACGGCUUCAUUAAGUGCUGGCAGGAGGGAUCAGGAGAAGUGCACCCACCCUCCAUAGAAACUAGAGACCUACUAAUAUAUGUACUUGAGCAAAUAUGCAGCCUAGCUGAACAGGUAGCAGCAGCCUUCCCAGAAACACGAUCUCGGUCCCUCUUAUGGCUGCACAGGAAAACUGAAAACCUUGACUGGACUGUGCGCCUGAGGCUAAGAAGUAUUUACUGUGGGUAUUUUAAAAAUGAAGUACCUAGUACAUUAUUUGAAGUGUGCAAGCUGUCAGAUUAUGAGUGGUCACCACUUAAUAUUUCCGAGUAUGGGCAGGGGACGGGACUUCUAGCAUGGAUGGAGUGUUGCUGCUCAUCGGCAGAUGUGAUGGAAGAAAUGAUUUCUUCAUUAAAUGUUGAUCAGAAAAAUCCUGAUGAAAUCAACAUGUUUAGUAAGGGUUUUCUAAUUGCUCUAGUGCAAGUUAUGCCAUGGUGCAGCCAAAAUGAGUGGAAACGUCUUGCUUAUGUUGUGAAAAAACUUUUGCAAAAAGAGUAUCUUCAUGUGCCUUAUACCUUAGAAUAUGUUACAGUUAUGCCUCUACUUAACCUUCGACCUUUUGCCUGUGAGCUGCAAUUUUCUGUCUUGUUGCUUAGAGCAUUUCAGUUUCUUUGUAGUAAGAGUUGCUCAGACUGGUUACCAGUACAGGGUUGGACUUAUGUUGCAAAACUGUAUUCUAACAGCAUCAGUGACGUUUUGGAAUCUGUGAAGAGCAAAUGCACAUUGCAAGAAACUAAUGAAGACCAGAAUGCAAACCUGGCACAGGAAUGUAUAUUUGUCUUUAUCCAGUUAUUUUGUCAUGUGCUUCACAUAACUGUUAUGAUGCCUGAAGGCACAACAGAACCACUUUAUGUGUUAGCAUUAAAAGUCCUUUCCCAAUAUGAGGCACAGUGCAUGAUGGAUAAUUCUGCCAUUCAGGCUCUUACACGUGCCAAUGAGAAAUACUUCUUGCAGUCUAUCGCGGAACAUAUGAAAAAUGAGGAACAAAGAACUACGUUGUUACAGAAGAUCAGCAAAUUCUGAUUGUGCCUGACUGCCUUGGUGUGUAACUGAAAUAGAUAUGAUCUUAAUGCUUCUGAUAUGUUGCUAGAGACUGGUACUCAUUCAGUAAGUCGGCUCCACUGUAUAGAUUUUGAGAGCUUCAUUAGGUUUUCAUAAACCUAUUCUGUGUAUUAUAGUCCGUUAAAACACCAUAUGCAACGCCUCAUGUUUUUUGCAAUUGGAUACCACAGGAGUGCAAUGCAGCUGUGCAACUUCUAAUGUCAUGACCCCAGACCCCAGCUUCAGAGAUACUGCAUGUUUUUCUAGACAGCAUACUCUUCUAGUACUGAUAAGGGAAAACAACCAAAAAAACAAAAUGAAAAACAGGUCUGAGCAGAAAAAAAGAUGGACACAAUCUGAAAAAAUACAAUAUGAACUGUGGAAAACAUUCCAGGGUCUUUUUUAAAUUUAAUUCUAGCUCAUCUCACUGCAGAAUCCUAAUGACACAUACAGCAUAUGUAUGGUUACACCCACCCCCAAACUACAUACUGUGACUGUAGGCAACAUUUUAAUCCUUUGUCAGCACUGUGGACCUUCUGGCCUCACAUGAGGGAAAUAGGGAUUUAAGACUUCACCUCAAGCUUUCUGACUUUACUUUCAGCAUAAGUAGGGUGCAUUUUGUAAAAGGUACAUGUUUGUAUCUGUUACUGUGCUUCAUUUGCAUAAAUGAAUGCCUUUUCAGCCUAGUAUAAUUAAAUACUAAAAUAAAUCAUAGACUUUA